UUCUAUUUUGGAAAUUUUUUCAAGUUUAAAGUAAGAAUUUUUCUUAUUUCCAAAAUUUAACUUGCAAGUGAAGGACAACUUCUUCAUUGUAAAUGGAUAACCACAAGAAAGUCUCCAGUCCAAAGCAUAUAACUGGGACCCUGACGUUCCCUUUAUUGGCCGUUUCCCUACUCUCCUCCUUUGGGUCAUCUAUGCUUUAUGGCUACAACUUAGCAGUGGUGAAUUCCCCAUCAGAGCACAUAAAAGCAUUUUACAAUGCUACCUGGUUCCAGAGAUAUGGAGAAUCGCUUACCUCAAGUCCAUUAACAGUGUUAUAUUCCUUGACGGUGUCUGUAUUUGCACUUGGUGGAAUGCUGGGGUCCCUGCUUGUUGGUGUUCUUGUCUCCAGGUUUGGACGAAAAGGAACGUUAAUAAAAAGCUCCCCUCUGGUUUUCAUAGCUGGUGCUUUGAUGGGAUUUAGUCGUAUUUUAGAGUCCCCGGAAAUGGUGAUUAUUGGACGGUUUAUCACAGGCAUUCACUCAGGUAUCUCCCUCAGUGUGGUUCCCAUGUAUUUGGGAGAAAUUUCUCCGAAGAAUUUACGUGGCUGCUUAGGCUUGAUGCCAAGUAUUUUCAUUUGCCUUGGAGUAUUUAGCGCACAGGUACUUGGCCUUCCGGAGCUACUGGGUCAGGAUGAGACCUGGCCUCUGUUUCUCGCUUUGGUUGUGGUGCCCACAUUUAUUCAGGUCUCCAUGUUACCAUUUUUUCCAGAAAGUCCUCGCUACUUACUUAUUGACAAGAGCAAUAUUCACGCUACUAUUGCUGCUCUUCGUUGUUUCCGUGGAGAGUUUGAUGUCCAAGAUGUCAUUGAGGAAAUGCAGGAAGAGCAGAAUUCUCUAUUGUCUGUAAAGACCGUUUCUGUGUGUCAGCUCUUACUGGACCGCACAUUGUUCUGGCAGAUUCUAUCUGUUAUUGUAAUAAAUAUGGGAAUGCAGCUGUCUGGAAUUGAUGCAAUUUGGUUCUAUACUAACUCAAUAUUUGAGGAUGCCGGCGUCCCCUUGGCAGAGAUACCGUACACAACUGUGGGCACAGGUGCAAUUGAGAUAAUUGCAGGUUUGAUUGGGUGCUUUACAGUGGAGAAAUUGGGAAGACGGCCUCUUAUGAUUGGUGGAUUUAGUUUUAUGGGGUUUUGUUGUGCUGGAAUUACUGUAGCACUUGUAUUUCGGGCACGGAUCGCUUGGAUGCACUAUACUAGUGUGAUUUUUGUCAUUGGAAUCAUUGGCGGUUUCUGUAUAGGGCCCGCUGGACUUCCCUUUAUCAUGACGGGAGAACUUUUCAUGCAGUCACAUCGCCCGGCAGCUUACAUUGUAGGAGGAACGCUCAAUUGGCUUUCAAACUUUACAGUUGGUUUUGUAUUCCCUUUCCUACAGGAGUCGGCCGGAGCGUUUUCUUACUUGGUAUUUUGUGGGGUUUGUUUCUUUGUAGCAGUCUACGUUUACUUUGUUAUUCCGGAAACAAAGAAUAAAACCUUUUUGGAAAUUAAUGAAAUGUUUUCCUUAAGAAAACCAUUGACUAAGCCAAUAAUACCUAUAGAUGAUGUGAAACUCCGGAAACUUAAUGGCUAUGGUGCAUUAGAGAGCAGUUCAUUGGAAUUCUCCCUUCCAUGAAAAUUACCAAAAAAGACUCUAUUGAGAAGAAGAUUCACUGCCAGUGGUACAAUGGGGCUUAUGAAGAAGAAAUGUACUGAAUCCUUAUCAUUUCCAGUCCAGAGCCAAAGAACAAAUUGGGACAUCCAGUUCUCAACCUACUUGUGUAUAAUAAGUGUUAAAAGCAAUGAAAAAUAUUUCUUAAAUAAAUCUCAUAAU
Messenger RNA from Hyla sarda, 1841 nucleotides. RefSeq names its product solute carrier family 2, facilitated glucose transporter member 9-like. Gene Ontology annotation, molecular function: hexose transmembrane transporter activity. Gene Ontology annotation, cellular component: membrane. The transcript has 12 exons. Bases 93 to 1643 code for a protein of 516 amino acids. NCBI's taxonomy places the organism in Eukaryota, Metazoa, Chordata, Amphibia, Anura, Hylidae. Gene Ontology annotation, biological process: monosaccharide transmembrane transport. The record is from RefSeq and is a predicted model, not a curated record.